GACGCAGAGCUCUGAAGCUGCCAUGUGUGGCAUCUUCUUCUCGCUGAGCACAGCAAGGUCGGUGCUUCCCACAGAUGAGACAUGUGCUCUGCUCCGGAAACGGGGCCCGGAUAGCUACCGAGCUCAUGAGGUCCAGCUAGACGUCACUGCCCAGUCAGGGCAGACGGCGUGCUACCAUCUCGUGUUUAUCUCAACCGUGCUCUCCCUGAGAGGCGAUCAUGUAUAUUCACAGCCGCUUGUUGAUUCUGCCAACGGGUCUGUUUUGUGCUGGAACGGAGAGGCGUGGAAGGUAGCAGGGGAACCCGUUCGUGGCAAUGAUACCGAACUCAUUUUCCAGUUGCUUCUGGAGGCAGCGAAGCCUCUUACUACUGACUCUAGGACUACGAGACAGCGAAUAGCAGCUGUUGUCGGCAGCAUAUCAGGGCCAUUCUCUUUUGUAUUCUAUGAUGCACUCAGUUCAAGUGUAUUCUUCAGCCGGGACAGCUUAGGGCGAAGGUCCCUGCUUUGUGGCUCAGAUGGCGCGCAGAAUAUGAGGAUUUGCAGUAUUUGCGAUGGUACUGCUUCAAUGAACUUCGAGGAGGUGGAUACGGAUGGUGUGCAUAUCCUCGAUCUUGCGGUCCAGCAACACAGUUCUGGUUCUAGUCAAACACCUUGGCACACCACCACCAUCAAGUGGAGUAACGAGAUACCUACAGGCCCAGAGUUUAUUAGAAAUCCCAUUCCUAGAAUGAACAAGACUAUUCCGCAAGGUGACCCGCUCCCACUUAGCAUCGAGUCUCCGUGUGUUAGAGACCUCGAAGAAAACCUCCGCCAGUCGCUCGCUAUUAGGAUUCACGAUAUUCCGGAGCCGCCAAGACCAAUUGAGCACGGUAGCGACGUGAAAGUCGCAGUCUUGUUUUCUGGAGGCCUUGACUGCACUGUUCUUGCCCGAUUGUGUCACGACAUGCUUCCCAGCAAUGAAACUAUUGAUUUACUCAACGUUGCCUUUGAGAACCCGCGGGUUGCAGCAGGAGCAGCAGUAGCAGCGGCCGGUAAGAAAACCAGCAGCGACUCUCUGACAUCGGUGUACGAAAGUUGCCCCGACCGGAUCACGGGACGCGCAGCGUUUUCCGAACUCCAACAUGUCUGCCCUGACCGGAACUGGCGGUUUGUGGCCAUCGACGUUCCAUACAGCGAGACCAUCGCGCACCGUGAGACGGUGAAGCGGCUCAUGCGGCCACACAACACAGAGAUGGACCUAUCGAUUGCAUGUGCCCUGUACUUUGCCUCACGGGGCGAAGGAUUCUCCACAGAUCACAUCAACAGCGACAACAACAACAAACAGCCAGCCCAUUCCACGAAGCCGUACACUACUCCCGUACGGGUGCUCCUCUCUGGCCUGGGCGCCGACGAGUUGUUUGCCGGGUACGCCCGCCACGGGAUGGCGUUCACACGGAGCGGGUUCGCCGGUCUGAUCGAGGAGAUCGACCUAGACGUCGGGCGACUGGGGAAACGCAAUCUCGGGCGCGACGACCGCGUCAUCUCGCACUGGGGGCGAGAAGUGCGGUUCCCGUAUCUGGACGAGGAAUUUGUCGCGUGGGUGGUGCGCGCUCCUGUCUGGGAGAAGUGCGGGUUCGGCAUGCAGCCAGCGAUUGAGGCAGAUGCAGCCGGCCCGCCGAUCGACCCGGAAAAGAAAGCAUUGCGGCUUGUUGCGCUCCGGCUGGGCCUCAACAAGGUCGCUAGAGAGAAAAAACGGGCGAUCCAGUUCGGGGCCCGAACGGCCAAGAUGGAGCGUGGGCGGACAAAAGGGACAGACUCGUUGAGUUAAGAAAAAAAAAAAAAAAAGGAAUAUCAGCAGUGAUGACAAUCGAAUCAGAUACUUCUGAGCCAGUCCAUCUAUCUAUCUACCUGAUCUUUCCAUGACAGACAGA
This is a messenger RNA of Penicilliopsis zonata CBS 506.65, 1910 nucleotides long. RefSeq lists its product as hypothetical. Gene Ontology annotation, molecular function: asparagine synthase (glutamine-hydrolyzing) activity. NCBI's taxonomy places the organism in Eukaryota, Fungi, Ascomycota, Eurotiomycetes, Eurotiales, Aspergillaceae. The record is from RefSeq and is a predicted model, not a curated record. Bases 23 to 1807 code for a protein of 594 amino acids. The transcript has 2 exons.